AUGGUCUUCCAAAUCAGUCGUGAGACGUCAAAGGACGUGGAAAAACCUCGUUUGCGAUAUUACACGACUUUGGAUCUCUACUCCGAUGAUGAUAAAAAUAUCUACCUAGAGAAGACUAAAGUUAGCUACAUGUCUCUCUUCCUUCUGGGCUUCAUGCCUCUUACGUUCAAGAAAACAGGACAAGGCGAGCGCGUUGAAUACAGAGCAACAUCUCGGGAGUCGAUAUACUCGAUGGUGGUUUUGACGACGGCUUUUUGCAUCCACGCCUUCACCGUCGUCAACAACGUGGCUCGGAUCAAGGAAGCCAAGAAGUUCAACGACGUCUUCACCGCGCUCUUCGACUCCUUCACGACGGCGCCUCUCAUCUCGAAAUUCCUCUCGUUUUCUCUGGAAAUUUCCCGCUCGCGCGCUUUCAUCACGGAUUGGCACAUGCUUCAAAUUCAUUACCAGCGAGUGACGGGAAAACGCUUCAAGACCAUUUUACAACAUUUCGAGAGAACGACGUACAUGACCCACUUCUGGUGCACGUUUAUACCAUUGUGUCUCUUCAGUGAGCUGAGAUUUGCCAAAAGCAUAACUUGGAAGAGGGUCGUCGAGCAAAUAUCCUACACGUACAACGCAACUUGCGCAUGGGAGCUGGCUGGAUUUUGGUACGUCAACACUCAAUGCCUUCGACUCAUUAUAGAGGAUUUGAAAGCAGAGGUCAGACAGGUAGGACAUCCACUCAAACGGCUGCUGAAAGAAUCGAAGACGACGGCGAAGCACACGGACGACCUGCGUUUCCUGUGGCUGAGCUUGAGCAGCCUCGUCCAGCAGCUGGGCACCGUCUUCGUCUUCACGCUCGUCACUCGGAUCUUCGUCAUGAGCAGCAUCUUCCUCGUCUCCGUCUACUUCGCCUUCGCGCCCAGCACCAUCCUCGAACACCAAUCCUUCGACGGGGCUUUCAGAUAUCACUUGAAGCUGGUCAUCCUCUUCUCCCUCCUCCUAUUCUUCUUCAACACCGGAUACACCAUCCGAAAAUGCGCUACAGAAGACUUCCAGUUGCAGCUUUUAUUCAUUCGACCGACCAAAGAGCAACGGAUGGCUGGUUUCGAGUUUCAGAUCAAGGUAUUUCUCCAAGCUCUCCGAUCUUUUCCUCCGAUCGUGAGCGCAUCUGGUCUCUUCACAAUCACGCGAAAAACCUUUUUGGCGGUAAGACACAACAUUUGGACACAAAUUACUACUAUUUAA
Messenger RNA from Bemisia tabaci, 1230 nucleotides. The record is from RefSeq and is a predicted model, not a curated record. Lineage: Eukaryota; Metazoa; Arthropoda; Insecta; Hemiptera; Aleyrodidae.